AUGUGUUUUGGAAGGCGUGCUAGAUGUGUUGGUUAUAAGUUGCUCAUCCUUGCCCUCCUCUGCAUUGUGGCCAACACUUUACUUUAUUUUCCCAAUGGUGAAACAAGAUUUGCUUCAGAGCAUCACCUCAGCAAAUAUGUGGAGUGCCUUCACGGCAUUCUAGGUGGAGGCUUUCUGGUACUCAUUCCAGCUGCAGUGUUCAUUGGGCUUCACAAUGACGACUGCUGUGGGAAGAGCUGCGCGAUGCUGUCCUCAGUUCUGGCAGCCCUUGUUGGGAUCCUUGGCUCUGGGUACUGUAUAAUCAUUUCAGCGCUGGGCUUGUCUCAAGGACCAUAUUGUCUCACCCGCCCAGAAAGAAACUGGAUCUAUCCUUUCACUGACUCCUCUGGAGGGUACUUGUUUGAGUAUAACAAGUGGUCUGCAUGUCAGGAACCUCAAAACAUCGUGCAGUGGAACGUCACCCUCUUUUCCAUCCUGCUUGUUUUGGGAGGAAUAGAAUUCAUUCUAUGCUUCAUACAGAUAAUCAAUGGCAUUCUUGGAGGACUGUGUGGGUUGUGCUGCAGUCAUGAGGAGACAUAUGUUUGCUAG
This is a messenger RNA of Melozone crissalis (California towhee), 588 nucleotides long. RefSeq names its product transmembrane 4 L6 family member 1-like. NCBI's taxonomy places the organism in Eukaryota, Metazoa, Chordata, Aves, Passeriformes, Passerellidae. The transcript has 5 exons. The record is from RefSeq and is a predicted model, not a curated record. The coding region runs from base 1 to 588 and encodes 195 amino acids. Gene Ontology annotation, cellular component: membrane.